Suillus paluster is the source of this 354-nucleotide messenger RNA. RefSeq lists its product as uncharacterized. NCBI's taxonomy places the organism in Eukaryota, Fungi, Basidiomycota, Agaricomycetes, Boletales, Suillaceae. The transcript has a single exon. The annotation marks the transcript as partial. The record is from RefSeq and is a predicted model, not a curated record.
CCCAAGGUGUACCAGCUCUAUGCUAACACAAGGAGAUUGCUUUUGGAACAACACCCACAAUUGGCAUGGAACUUUCAAAAUAGUGUGUUCUCUGCAGCAACAUUCAACUUUGGACCGACCAUGGUCACUUUGGAUCACACAGAUAAUCAAAACUUUCCCAGCGGAAUGUGCAGCAUCACCGCCCUAGGUAACUAUGACCCUGCAAAUGGUGGUCAUUUAGUUCUGUUCGACCUUGGACUCAUUGUUCAGUUUCCACCUGGAUCCACAAUCCACUUUGCAGGAGGACUUAUUAGAUGGGUUGACUAUGGGUUCCAGACAGAAGCUAAUUUUAAGAGGGAGAGUCCUUCACUGUAG